Marmota flaviventris (yellow-bellied marmot) is the source of this 1298-nucleotide messenger RNA. NCBI's taxonomy places the organism in Eukaryota, Metazoa, Chordata, Mammalia, Rodentia, Sciuridae. The record is from RefSeq and is a predicted model, not a curated record.
AUCUCAGUGACCUUUGAGGAUGUGGCUGUGAACUUCACCAAGGAGGAGUGGGCUUUGCUGGAUCCUUCCCAGAAGAACCUUUACAGAGAUGUGAUGCUGGAAGUCCUCAGAAACCUGGCUUCUAUAGGAAAGAAAUGGGAAGACAAGAUCACUGAAGACCAUAUUGAAAACUCUGGGAGCAAUGUAAGGCAGAUCACAUCAUACUCUGGACACAAAUACUACAAGCAUGAGGAAUGUGAAGAGAAGCCAUGUGAAUUUAAACAAUGUAAGAAUUCUCUGGUUUCUCCCAAAAAUAUUCACACACAAAUGUUACUACAAACUGGAGAUGGACUUUAUGAAUCUACAGUACAUGGGAAAGUCAUCAGUCACUCCAGUGACAUUCAAAGGCAUGGAGAUACUCAUACUGGGUGGCAACCCUAUAUAUAUCAGCAAUGUGGUGAAGCCUCUUCUUAUCCCACCAGUGUUCCAAGACACAUGAUAACACACAGUGGAGAUAAACUUUUUCAAUGGGACAUAUGUGGGAAAGCCUUUGAUUUCUCCUCUUUAUUUAGAAGACAUGAAGGAACUCAUUGUGGAGAGAAACUCCAUGAAUGUAAACGAGGUGGUCAGACCUGUAUUUCAUACACAAGUCUUCAAAGGCACAGGAUCACACACAUGGGGAAGGAAGGUUUAAAUUGUAAGGUAUGUGGGAAAGACUUUGCUUAUCCCAGUUUACUUAGAGUACAUCAGAGAAGGCAUACUGGAGAGAAGCCCUAUGAAUGUAAGCAGUGUGGCAAAGCCUUUGCUACAUCUCAUGAGCUUCAUAUACAUGGAAGAAUACAUACCGGACAAAAGCCCUAUGAAUGUCAACAGUGUGGAAAAGCCUUUACUACUGCCUCCUACCUUCAGAUACAUGAACGAACUCAUACUGGAGAGAAGCCCUAUGAAUGUAAGCAGUGUGGGAAAGCCUUCGCUCAGUCCUCUCACCUUCACUCACAUGAAAAAACUCAUACUGGAGAGAAGCCCUAUGCAUGUAAGCAGUGUGGCAAAGCCUUUGCUACAUCCACUAAGCUUCAUAUACAUGGAAGAAUACAUACCGGAGAAAAGCCCUAUGAAUGUCAACAGUGUGGCAAAGCCUUUACUACAUCCAGUUACCUUCAGAUUCAUGGAAGAAUGCACACUGGAGAGAAGCCCUAUGCAUGUAAGCAGUGUGGCAAAGCCUUUGCUACAUCCUCUACGCUUCACAGACAUGGAAGAAUACAUACCAGAGAAAAGCGCUAUGAAUAACAACAAUGUGGAAAAGCUUUUGCCACAUCCUG